Lotus japonicus is the source of this 659-nucleotide messenger RNA. RefSeq lists its product as uncharacterized. The record is from RefSeq and is a predicted model, not a curated record. Bases 312 to 659 code for a protein of 115 amino acids. Lineage: Eukaryota; Viridiplantae; Streptophyta; Magnoliopsida; Fabales; Fabaceae. The transcript has 4 exons.
CAACGAAUUCUAAGUAGGUGUUACUUACAUUCAUCCUCAGGAGAUAAAUUGCCUUGUCUUUUACACUCUCAGCAAUCAAACAACAAUUGGAAACAUUACAUCAAGAACAAAUCCUUUCAAAAAAAAUUCUUCAAGAACAAAACAAAUCAUAGCUCACCUAGUCCAUCAUUUUACCCUCUUUCUAUUAGAUCAUACAUCUCUCAUAGACCAAUAGUUUCUCCCGUAAACGCCAAGAUUACAUCAAGGUAUUAAUUUUUCAGGGGUUGUCUCAUUUGGCCAGAUACAAGAUUCAUUCUCAAAAGAAAUCUUGCAUGGUCCAUGAGUGCAUAGCUCAUAAGAUAAUGGGUACAAAGGGAACUCCCACACGAAGUGGAAGUGUAAAAACCCAUAAUGAAGCAAUGAGGCUCACAUUAGCAUCUUUUGCUGGAGUUGUUUUUGGCUUCUUUCUAGGGGUGUCAUCUCCAACACUAUCAUUAACUAAGAUGAAUCUCCCAUCUAGCAUUUUCCCAUCUAUUGAUCUCACUUAUGUUGAAGACUACUCGAAAAUUCCAACCAAGCCUAUUUGGGAUGCUUGGGCUUCAUUUAGGGGAGAUAGAAGCAUGUCCCAUGAGCUUCCCAAAUUAAAUGAGACAAAGGUCUGGUUUUUUCCUCUUGCUUGA